Salpingoeca rosetta is the source of this 6422-nucleotide messenger RNA. Its product is annotated as TK protein kinase. The record is from RefSeq and is a predicted model, not a curated record. Gene Ontology annotation, biological process: cell surface receptor protein tyrosine kinase signaling pathway; positive regulation of kinase activity; protein phosphorylation. Gene Ontology annotation, molecular function: transmembrane receptor protein tyrosine kinase activity; ATP binding; protein binding. NCBI's taxonomy places the organism in Eukaryota, Choanoflagellata, Craspedida, Salpingoecidae. Gene Ontology annotation, cellular component: signaling receptor complex. Bases 153 to 6338 code for a protein of 2061 amino acids. The transcript is spliced from 9 exons.
CGCCUGCUGGACCACAAACAAGCGAGUGAGCAGGCAGCAAGCAGCAGGCAGAGGCAUCAUCACACUCUUCCUCUCUUCGACUUCCACCUGACAGCCUCAUCCCCCUUCCCCCUCCUCACUCACUCACCGUGGUUUGCGUGUGUGCGCGCAACAUGAGCGCGCCAGCGAAGCCAGCGAUGGCGCCAACGAGGCUGCUGUUGUUGGUGGUGGUGGUGUUGGCGCUUGUUGGGGUGAGUGCGCAAGAUGUUGUCGCUGUCGUCGCUGCUGAAGAUGGUGCGCACACGCCACCUCCUCCUCUGAUCUGGCCGUGCUCGCAAGACGCCGCGACAGCAGUCGGGACCACGACCGCGUUGUGGCUCACCGGCAGCACCAUCCAGGCUUGCCGGGAUCCCAGCACUGGCGGCGGGGAUACCUGUUGCAGCGUAGAUUCGUAUCCGGCGGACUCGUUUAACAACCUCACCGCACCCAUUGUCUGGCACAACGGGCGCCUGCAGCCGCUGCCAUCCACACGCACGUCGGCGGUUUGCUUCGCCUCCUCCCUUCCAUGCACAGGCGGCCUGAACGAAACUACCGCCAUCUUUGCUGUGGCGCCGUAUCAGUCAGACCGCAGCUUCGUCACUGCGGCUCAGCUGCGUCAGGUUACCGCGCAGGCGCUGGCAUCAAACACCUUGGUCGCGUUUGUUCACCGAGACGGAAGCGACGCUGCCACGCUCCGUACAUCGCUCACAACUCCCGAUGCCAUUGGCCCUGUGCUCGCCGCAGAUACCGCAGCUCUGGAAGUGACCACGCAAGCAUUGGACCUUGCUUCGGACCUUGAUGGCAGCCUGCACACCAGUGGAUAUAUCAGCACGUCCGCCGUUGCAACACCAAGCAGUCUUCUGCUACAGAUCACGCUCGCACUGCCGCCCAACCUCUCGCCGGCAGCUGUUGGUGCGCUUCAGAACAGCAGCGUACGCGUCAACACGUCGGUGUUUGUUGACGGUUUCCUCGCCGUGCAAGGCCCACUCACGUUUACGCCGUCCGUUGCAUCAUCUUCAUCGUCGUCUCCGUCCAUGCUGUUGCGUCUCGUGUCGACCAACAUUGCAGCUACACUGCCACAAUACCUCUUUUCCCGUGUGCGCAUCGAUGCACGCAUGGAUCUCGCGUCCUCCGCCUUCCCGCGCGUACUCCUCCCAACCAGCGCCGCCAACGUCACCGUAUCCGUGCUUGCAGGCAACCUGCGCCCGCUCACGCUCGCCCGCACUGCCACAGUCGUUUGGUUCCCGAACAGCACCAAUUGCAGCGAAAUCAGCAACAACGGACAACAGCAGCAACCCCAACAGGUGCCAGUGUUCUGGAAUGUCCCCGUUGGCGUGUGUUCGCCCGUACCCGCAGACCCGAGCACACACAUGCACGUCACCGUCACACGUGCAAACGUCACUGUCCGCGUGUACGACGACGAUGACACGUGCUCAUCACCUGCUGUACUGGAGGCGUCACUGCCCCGCCACGAAGCAACUGCAUCCGUGUUUGUGUCGCCGCCAUCACCAGCAGCCCAGCAGCGCCAUCUGCCAUUCUGCCUUGCAGGCGCAGCAUCGUCUCUUCUCUUCGCUGGCCUUGACCCCGCCUCAGCUGCCAGCAACAGCAGCAGCAACAACAACGACGACGACACCGACAACACCAACGAUGAUGGUCUCAGCGAGAGCAUUUCGUACGCGACCAUCACACCCAUGACGGCAUUUGCUGCUGCACAGACGGUCGUGGCACAGAUCCACCGACCAGGCGACCUUCGUGUGCCCAUCGCGGGCGAGAGCACAGGAGAGCUCACCGUGCCUGUCGUGCCACGCCCGUCUCGUCUUCCUACCAAUGGUGGUGGUGGUGGUGGUGAUUUGUGGUUUGUCGGCGCGCGCGCUGACUUGGAAGCAGCAGCAGGUGGGAGCAAUCCACCCAUCACCCUCCGCUCCCAGAUCAUGACCGUGACAGCACCAGUGCGUGUUGCCGGCGUCCACGCUGUCCACGUGCGCGGCACAUGUCUGCACGGCACUGCCACCGUGUGCUUCACGGGCCCUGUUGUCGAUGUUGUCGUGCCAUGCCAGCCCGGCAGUGACACGCUCCGGUGGCAUUACCACGUGGCCACCGUCAAUGUGCUGCCCAGUGACGUGCGAGCAGGCCAGGCGUCCUUCACCAUGCGCAUGUGCCAGACCCGCAUGUUGUUCGACACCAUCGCCAUCUCUCCGCUGUAUUCGCUCGGUCCCCUCAACACCGCCGCCGCCACCACCAGCAUCCCUAGUAGCAGUGAGGCUGAAACCAGCGCCACCAACAGCACCAUGUGCACUGCUUCGUGGCCCGCUGCCGUCUGUUCGCAGCGCGGCUGCAGGUACGAUGAGCGCCGCCGUCUGUGCCACCACCGCAACGCCCACGCGUGCUGGUUUGUUGCCGAGUCAGCCUGCACGCCUGACAUUGGCUGUGCCUGGAGCGCAACCAUCAGUGCAUGCAUCAACGAUGAUGGUGAUUACGCCGGGGGAGUCGUGGACAGCCCACUUCCUUUCACGUCACCCAUAGCUGUUGAUGUUACGGCUGGCGGGAGCGGCGUGUACGAGACGGUGCGGGUGCCGGUCGCCUGGCACACGGGCGAAACACGCGCGUUUGUGCUCUACCCAUCGCACCACGCUGCCUUGCCACACAUCAUGCUCGUGUACGGGCUCGCGCCAUCAUCAUCAUCACCAUCACCAUCACCAUCACCAUCACCAUCACCAUCACCAUCACCAUCGUCCUCAUCGGACAGCCCUGCGUGGGCGGAGUGGCGUGCUGUGAGCGGCGUGACAGCGGCUGCUCUGCUGCAGUCGAACGCGUUCCUCGACACGGGCGUGAUUGCCGCCGCCACACAUCGCAUCCCUGCGCCGUCGGACGCGUCGCCCCUCCUCCCAGCACCGCUGCAUGCAAACCUGCAGGUCACGUGCAGCCUGCUGCCCGUCGUGUCUGUGACGGGCGACACGGCAUCAGAUGAGGAGAUCAGUGCCACUCGAGCCGCUGUCGCCGUGCGCGUGCUUGACGUGACAGCGUCCACCAUUCGUGUACAGCUCUCUGUUCCAUUCGCCACAACCACAGCGCCCUGGCCGCUCGCCUUCACAGCUUCACCGCCAGCUGCUGCCGUGCACGCUGCCCCUACUGCACAGGCACACGACCCAACAGCAGUGCUCAGCACAAGCGUCACCGCGACCACCACAGAGGCCGGCGCAACAGUGCUGACGGCAGAGGUCACGGGUCUGUCGCCCGCUACCCCAUAUCGCAUCGGUGUAUCUGCAUCUCUGUGCGGGGCCCUCACCCUCGCCAAUGACGAUGACAACGGCAACGAUGGCAGCAGUGAUCGCAUUGCCGGUCGUGUAGUGACAGCGACAACUCUGCCGAGUACGGGACCAGCACCGCCGCCACUGCUGCCGCUCACGGCCUCAAAUCGCGUGGAGCAGCUCGGGUGGCGUCUCAGCAGCGAGGGCCUGCAUGUCAGCUGGUUCGUGCACGGCCAGCCGCCCACAGACGAGUAUGAUGCUGUGCUCACACACGGCAGCACACAGCAGACCAUCACCGUUGCAGCCAACGCGCUUGACCUGAGCUCCGCCCUGCUGUCGCACGAAUCGUUUGAUGCGGCCACGGGUACCAUGCGCACACCUGUCAGCGUCAACUCCUUGCGUGCGGGCCGUUGUGCCACUGCCACGUGCCAAGACGGCGGCCACUGCACUGUUCCUGUCUACUCGGAACCGCACCGCCAGUCUGUGCUCUUUCCCUACACGGGCGCCUUCCAGCCAACCAUGGCGCUUCAAGUCCGUCUGCGCCGUGGGCAGCAGCUGCUGCACGAGGCGUCAGCCACCGUCACGGGCGCCGCUGGCGUUCCGGCUGCCCCCACAUCUCUGGGUGCAACCGCGGGCGUGGAUCUCCUCGUGGUGGAGUGGGCGCCUGUGCCGGGCGCUGUCGACUACGAACUGCAGGCCAACGUCACUGCCACCAACGCCCCCAUCAGCAUCAUCUCCCCAACCACCCUCGUGCGUCUGCCCAGCUUGCCUCGCGAGACGCCCGUGUCCGUGCGUGUGCGUGCGCGGGCGCGUGUUGCCAGCGGUGCCACUGCUGGGCUCGCCUGCCAGCGCGCGCUCGGGGACGUGUGUGCGGGCAACGCGGCAGCGCUGGUGCUGGCGGGGCCGUGGUCAGCCGCCGUCACAACACGGACGCUUGGCAACCCGCCGCAGGCGGAGCCAGGGGCCGUGCGUGUUGUGUCGCUGACGGACACGACGGCGACUGUGGCGGUGGAUGUGCUGCCCGGUGACCCGCGGGCGCUGGUGGUGUACGCGAUCACAGAGCGGACGAGGGCCAACGGCGCACGGGAGCAGGAGACGGUGCGGGCCGUGCCCACACGCGUGGACGAGGAAAGCGGCCGUCUGAUAGCGCGGGUUGCUGGGCUGAGCCCGUUCACCACGUAUGCGUUCAGGGCGGCGUUUGUGUCCGCGUAUGGUGAGGGCCCCAUGACGGCAGAGGCGUCCACCCAGAACAGGACGCUGCGGGGCGUGCCCGGCGCACCGUCGCUGCGCAACCUGCGGGAGACGGGGGACGGGCUGCUGGUGCAGUGGUCGGCGCCUGGCCAGGAGGCAGGCCCCAUCGACUUCUACACCGUCUACUUCACCAACAUCGACAACGGCACGGAGGUGAGCAUGCGGGUGCAGGAGGCCGGGUUGCUGCUGCAAGGCCUUGUGCCCGGCAGCACGUACACCGUGACCGUGACAGCCUCCACCCCGGCUGGUGAGAGCGAGCGCAGUCGCGUGUUGACGCACACGCUGCUGGCUGCCGCCUCGUCGUCGGGGUCCUCCGUGUCAAACGGCGCGCUGGCUGGCAUUGCCGUUGCCGUGGUGCUGAUCGUGGCGGUGGCGAUGGUGGUGCUGCUGCUGCACAGCCGUCGGCAGCAGCGGGCGGCGGGCCAACGCUUGGAGCUGCAGCUGCAGCACAUGAAGCUCAAUGCAGACCAGCUGGCAGACCAAGUGCGCGUCAUGUUCUCACAGGAGUUUGCGGAGACCAUUGGUGGGGAUCUUGCGCAGACGGAAGAGGACUUUGCGCGGCUGGAGGUGGAUCGCACGCGGCUGCAGCUCGGCAGCGAGCUUGGCAAGGGCGCCUUUGGCGUCGUAUACCGCGGCACCCUCACCCUCAAUGGCCAGGCGCAGACGGUGGCGGUCAAGACGCUGCUUGACGGCGUUGUUCAGGACGAGCUGACCAAGUUCCUGGUUGAAGCGCGGCUGAUGAGUCUGCUGCGACACGACAACCUCCUCCGCCUCGUGGCCGUCUGCACACGCGACACACCGUUUUACCUCGUCACAGAGUUUAUGCCAAAGGGCGACUUGAAGCGGUUUCUGCGCGACUGCCGGCCAACGCGUCCGGAGCCGCGCGAACGGUUGACGACAGCACAAUUGAACCGCAUGGUGCUGCAGAUUGCCUCUGCCAUGCAAUAUCUCGAGAGCAGACGCGUCAUCCACCGUGACCUCGCAGCAAGGAAUGUGCUCGUGAAUGACAACAACGUGGUCAAGAUUGCAGACUUUGGCAUGUCCCGCAACACGGAGGAGAGCGACUACUACAAGAAGCGUUCGGAUGACCGUGUGCCAAUCAAGUGGAUGGCGCCAGAAUCGGUGACGGACCGCAUCUACACGAGCCGGAGUGACGUGUGGUCGUUUGGCGUUCUCACGUGGGAGGUGUACUCCUUUGCACGCGCCCCUUAUGCCGAAUACACGGCCAUGGAGGCUGUUGCUGCCGCUGCCGCGGGCUACAGGCUGCCCCGCCCGGACAUGUGCCCCGAAGGGAUGUACACGGUAAUGCAGCUGUGCUGGGCGUACGGGAGCCAGGAUCGCCCCUCCUUUGCUGUCCUCGCACACGAGAUUGACUUCUUCCUGCGCACAGGCCGCUUCAAAGCGCUCGUGCAAGCAGAAAGCACACAGACGAAACGGGGUGCAGACAGCCGCAGACACCACCAUCCCGCCCCGUCGACUGCCAUCGGUAGUGGUGGCGGUGGCUACGACAAUGUUGGUUCGCACACCGGCUAUUUCGGGGAGCGCGAGGUGGCACCUGUUGCGGUGGACGCAACUGGCUAUGUUGCUGAUGCUUCCCUGGAUGGCAACGACGCUGACAGCGGGUCUGGUGGUACAGUGACAUACCCACGCCUGGAGCCCAACACGCCAGCUGCGACCACGCUGUACGCUGAGACCCCCGCGCGUCGCAGACAGCACGAACCGCCAUAUCCACGCACUGUCCCGAAUACUCAGGGUGGCAUGGUACAAAAUGCUGCAUACCAACGCCUGCCAAACCUUCAUGGCCAAUCCCCUGCCCCGUGAACACUUGACACUGCCACACUUGUCACGCUAUAUCCAUCGCAAACGAGUCUUAUUGAGCACUUUUGCACUGUUACUCUCGUGUCC